GACACAUCUGUCGUCAGCCGAUCGUUGAAAAACGUGGCGACGCACGUUUCGCGUAGCAGUGAAUACGACGAAUGUAAACACACUGCUGCCUGUCUCGUGCGCGCGGCAUUUCUUCCGAGUUCCGACGCGUGUCAAGCACCGUUUCCACGGCGGUAAACUCUAGCCAUGUCUAGUUAGAUGGACUAUGAUAGACUACGUUCGUCAGCUUUGACGUGGAAGGAUGUAGCGCGUGUCUUUAUGUCAGGUUAAAAUUGAUGACAUACGAAUCGUCGAUCCUAAAUUUUACAAUGAGCUCACAACCGAUUGUGGUGCCUGGUGGAGAGCAUCGUCUUCAGCCGGAGACUCAUUCUGUACCUGUUGGAAGUUCAGCGGACACCUACAAGACCAUGACACCGCCAAACGUCAGCAGAUCCUUAAGUCAACCAGCGGAUCGACAACUUCGAAGAAGCAGCGUCCAAGCACAGUCUACACCAUUACCUAAACUUCCAUCAACUGAGUCCCUUGCAACAAGCAUAAAUAUUACAGCCGGUGCACCUCCAGUUUCUCCAGGGAUCUCUGGUAUGGGCGAAGGUAGUCAAAAAAUGGAUAAUUCAUCAGACAAGUCAUUAGAUUCUUGCAAAUUAACGCGAAAGGAAUCGUAUAAGGCUCAAAGAAAGAAUUAUCGAAUGGAAAAAAAAAGAGUAGCCGAUGAACUUUUAAGUUCUUUCAAAGAUCCAACCGUUAUUGUUAUGAGUGAUUGGUUAAAAGUUCGUGGCACAUUGAAAAGUUGGACCAAGUUAUGGUGUAUUCUGAAACCUGGAUUAUUGCUGCUGUACAAAAGUCCAAAAACGAAGAGUAAUCAUUGGGUUGGAACGGUACUACUCAAUACAUGUCAAGUUAUAGAACGUCCGAGUAAAAAAGAUGGAUUUUGUUUUAAAUUAUUUCAUCCGUUGGAGCAAUCUAUAUGGGCUCCUCGAGGACCAGAAAAAGAAGCUAUUGGUGCUGUAGUACAACCUUUACCAACAUCUUACUUAAUCUUUCGAGCGCCAUCUCAAGCGGCAGGCAAAUGUUGGUUGGAUGCACUUGAAUUGUCGUUACGUUGUUCUUCGUUAAUAGUACGCUCGACAAGCGCAUUACCGCGUCCUUUACCACACGAUGCAACCACCACUCAUGAAACUCAAUGGAGCGAGGCUGAUUAUGAAAAGCACUUUGACGAUCACGACCUGGACGAUAUUAGUCAGCCAGAGAAUGGAGUAGUAGCUGAUGCUGAAAUCAGUGCCUCGGAUAGUGAAUCUGAAGCAUCAGCCAAAGAAGAUCAAUCGGAGCCAAUCACCGAAACACCAUACGUAGCUAAUGAAAAUGAAAUUCUUGGAACGGCUGGCGAAGUCGUUGCAGAACUACAAGAAGAACAAAAGUCUUUGAUAUGGUUCUUAAUGAAACAAGUUCGUCCUGGCAUGGAUCUGUCUAAAGUUGUAUUGCCGACUUUCAUUCUGGAAUCACGAUCGUUUCUGGAAAAACUGGCCGAUUCGUAUUAUCACGCCGAUUUAUUGUCUCAAGCAGUAUUGGAAGAUGAUGCAUUUACACGUAUGAAAGCUGUAGUGAAAUGGUAUUUAUCGGGAUUUUACAAAAAACCACAAGGCUUGAAAAAGCCAUAUAAUCCGCUUUUGGGCGAAACAUUUCGCUGUUAUUGGCAACAUUCUAAUGGUUCAAGAACAUUCUAUUUAGCCGAACAAUUAUCGCAUCAUCCACCUAUCUCAGGAUUUUAUGUGACAAAUCGUCAAGAUGGAUUUACUAUCAGCGCUACUAUUAUUGCAAAAUCUAAAUUUUAUGGAAAUUCGACUUCUGCAGUUUUGGAUGGUAUCGCUGUAUUGACGAUGUUGCCGAGAGGCGAAGAUUAUACAAUGACAAUUCCUUAUGCACAUUGCAAAGGCAUUCUUAUGGGGACAUUAUCUAUGGAACUCGGUGGAAAAGUGAACAUAAUAUGCGAGAAGACUGGCUAUCACACAGAAUUAGAAUUUAAACUUAAACCGUUUCUUGGCGGUGCGGAAUUAAUGAAUCAAGUUGUAGGACGAAUACGCCUAGGAAAGGAAACUUUGGCUACUAUUAUGGGAUAUUGGGAUGGAUUAAUUUUAAUAACGGAUAAACGGACAGGGCAAGAAAAUAUUUUUUUCAAUCCUACUCCAGAAAUACGCAAAAAAAGAUUGAAAAAAUAUACUGUUCCUUUGGAACAUCAGGGAGCAUGGGAAAGUGAAAAAUUGUGGUUGGCUGUUACACAAGCUAUUAAUAAGGACGACCAAGUUGCCGCUACUGACGCUAAAACUCGACUCGAAGAAGCACAAAGAGAACGCGCUAAAGAGCGAAAGAGACUAGGACAAGAAUGGAUUCCAAAAUACUUCGUUCAAGAUAUUAUAACUGGAAAUUGGGUUUAUCGACAUGCUGAUAUAAGACCAUGGGAUCCGAGAAAUGAUGUAGUACAAUAUGAAGAAAAUUAUGUAGUGCGCACAAAGACCAGGCAUAAAACACCUAUUAUGCGUACUGGUAGUAUUGUUUCUACUGAACCCCAAUCACAGAUUCCAUUAUUACAAGCUGAAUCACGUUCCUCCUUAUCAGUACUCAAAUCUUCUAAGAGGCAGCUAUCAAAUAAUAUGCCUUUAACAGAGGCUCAUGAUUCUGGAAGUUCAUCUGCGGAAGCACAUACGGAUUCUAGUCAAUCGUUAGGAAAAAGAAAACGUUCAACCACUAGGUUAAUUGACAUAAUGAAACAAGUUGAGCAUCAAAUGAUAGAACAUGGUGAGAAAUUGAAUCGUAUACAGCAGAUUGUAGAACAAGUUGUAAGAAAGCAAAGAGAAUCUGGUGAACAGCAUCACAACAUAAAUAUAUUCAAGAGUUUCGUGGAUACUAUACUUAUUAUUAUUAUCGUUUUUUCCGUGCAAUAUUUUUUAAACAUAUGGCAUAAUGAUCCAACUAAAAAUUGAAGGAUUUUAAUAAGAUGGAAGUGAUUCCGAUAACUCCGCAGAUGCUACGUACAAUCAUAAAAGAAUUACAAAAACGUCAA
Atta colombica is the source of this 3034-nucleotide messenger RNA. It is a transcript of the gene Orp8, whose product is annotated as oxysterol-binding protein-related protein 8. The record is from RefSeq and is a predicted model, not a curated record. Gene Ontology annotation, cellular component: membrane; cytosol; intracellular membrane-bounded organelle. The transcript has 17 exons. Gene Ontology annotation, molecular function: cholesterol binding. The coding region runs from base 255 to 2954 and encodes 899 amino acids. NCBI's taxonomy places the organism in Eukaryota, Metazoa, Arthropoda, Insecta, Hymenoptera, Formicidae.